Molecule: messenger RNA, 2478 nt
Organism: Colletotrichum tamarilloi
Lineage: Eukaryota; Fungi; Ascomycota; Sordariomycetes; Glomerellales; Glomerellaceae
Product: pfs domain-containing protein
Exons: 5
Coding region: 1-2478 (825 amino acids)
Molecular function (GO): protein binding
Source: RefSeq, a predicted model, not a curated record
AUGGAAGUCGUCGGGGCGGUGGCAAGCUUUAUAGCCAUAGGCCAGGCUUUAAGCACUGCUCGCCAUGUCGCUCACAUUGCCCGAGCGAUCCCGGGGGUCGAAGCUUUAGGAUUAAUCGAAGCAGAACUCGCUAAGGCGGGAGUCAUUGCCAGUGAUUCAAAAUUCGAAACACUGUACCUAGAAAAGGCUAUGCUUCAGCUCACAGAAUCCACGAGGAGCCUCGAAGAAAUCCGAAAUCGCUGCACUCGACCACUGAGUGCUGACGGCAAAGACAAGAUCAAAAAGAGAGCAUGGUUCUGGCUACAAGCUGAGCUCGCUGACUGUCGAAGUAAAGCGCGAGAUGCCAGAGAAAACCUCCAACUUGCGCUCCAAUCAAUCAAUGCUCAAUCUAUCACUCUGAGCAUGCAGAUAGUGUCGAAUGUGCAACAGCUCGAAAGUUCUACAGGCAUCGCAGACGCUCCAGAGAGCCCGCCAUCAAAGGAUGAGAAGCCAUCGUAUUGUGAUGAAAACUCAUCAUGCUGUGAUGAAGACCUAGAAGCACUCCAAGACGACAAACCUUUACAAGUCGUGGCUGUGAGACAACCUCAACAAGCCUUACCGAAUCCUCAAGCCUCAGCACCCACUGACUUGAUCACUCCUCAAGCUUCGAGUAUUGUCAACCAGGUAUCAGGUCUUCUGCAAGACCGAUGCCCAGUUCCAUGCUGCUGCCGAUGCCAUGUUUCAAAGCCAGUGUCGUACACUCCCACGAGGUGGGCUCGGAACUUAGUUGGCAACCUUAAUGUCAACUUCAACCGCCAAUUGGGUUUCCAUAACAGCGCGAAAUGCACCGAGGCUAGCUGUAAAAACAAAUCAGGAGCAUCUAUGACUGUCGCGUAUCAGUUCCCGGUUUGGCUAUGUUCCAGAGCAGUCCAAUUGCAGACCUUAGUGGGCGCUACGACUGGGCUGCGAGUGUCACUUAGACCCGCCAGGAUUCUCCCCUUUGGAUCAAACUUUUGGGCUGCCACUGAUUCUGAGUAUGCUCUGAGUUCGAGAGAAACAGUGCAACAGUGGAUGCUACAUUAUGGAAAUGUGUUCCCAGGUGAUACAAACCCAGACGGGAUGACUGUCUUGGAGAGUGUCAUAGGACAAGGAUCGACAGAUGUACUCCUCUAUCUGUUCCAGAUCUGGGAAGACCAAAUAACAAAUGGGAAUUAUGACGACUCUUGGUUCUACAAGACGCACCAUGAAAUUGCAAACACUCCCGAUCUACCCGAACAGAAGAUGCAAAUACUCACUCGAAUUCUGUCUGCUGGCAAAUGGACCGUGAAUGCCAGUCAGACCCCGCUGCAUGAUGCUCUUUGCAGGGGCGAUUUUGAAGCUGCUUUUCGAGCUGCCGAAGAAUUCAGUUGGGCCAUCAAUCAGCGGAACUAUGAAGGCAACACGCCGUUACACAUCGCUGCAACACAAGGUCAUCUUGAUAGCGUCAAACGCCUCGUACAUUUAGGAUGUGAUAUCAACGAGGCUAACUGGAAGGGUCGCACUGCUCUCAUGCUUGCUUCCAAGGGCGGCCAUAUUCUCACGGUGCAAUAUCUGAUUGAUGCUGGUAGCUGGGUGAAUGCCACUGACAGAGGGGGCGAUACUGCAAUAAUGAUUGCUUCCAUAGCGGGGCCCAAUAAUCUGGCCACAAUUCUUCAGGCUCUGAUUCGAGCGGGAGCAUCAGUGACCAUAACUGAUAAACAAGGUGAUAGUGCCAUUCAUCAUCUCACGUCGUCUUGCAACAAAAGCCGCGUUAUUCGGGAGAGCUUAAGAGUUCUCCUGGAAGCCGGUUCUGAUAUCGAAUCCCGACAAUGUUGCGGGAGAACCCCGCUUCUACUUUCGGUUCAGAGCGGAGAUCGCAGAGGCACACAAUGCCUGAUUGAGGCAGGAGCCAAGAUAACAUGUGUAACAUACGACGGUUGGGGCUUGCUUCAUGAAGCAGCUUUGUAUGGAACCAAUAAGUUACUCCGAUACCUUGCAACUCUCGACUCAACGGCCAUCAACACGUCUUUGCUUAGCAACGACGGAGAAACGCCUUGGGAUCUCUGGAUUUUCACGAUGCAUGUGCAAGGUUGGCAACGCGCAGAUGUCCUAAGGCCAACCCCAAAACGACAAGAAGCUUUCAUUUCAAUGAUCAAAUCAAUCAGGGAUAGAAAUUUGACGGUUGAUUUACAGCGGCUGGAUUGGCUACUACAAUAUUUGAGAGACAGGGAUCAACGAGGCGCCAUAGCUGCAUUGAGCCCUUUGAUCAAGCAGAAAGAAGAUUGGAAGCGAUGGGAAAUUCUUGGUACAUAUAAAGCCAUCGGCUUACAGAUCCGAGAAGAGAUGUGGGAGGCAGCAGUUGAGUCUGUGGAAGAGGUCAUCGACUGCUUGCGAGAAAGGAUGGCCACAUCCCCGUGCGACAGCGAAUCGUACUACGAUCCAGAGACUCAUACCAUAUACCGAGCCAGAGAACUUGUAUGA